This is a messenger RNA of Trichoplax adhaerens, 786 nucleotides long. RefSeq lists its product as uncharacterized. The record is from RefSeq and is a predicted model, not a curated record. The transcript has 5 exons. Gene Ontology annotation, molecular function: oxidoreductase activity. The coding region runs from base 1 to 786 and encodes 261 amino acids. NCBI's taxonomy places the organism in Eukaryota, Metazoa, Placozoa, Uniplacotomia, Trichoplacea, Trichoplacidae.
AUGAGUAAUGUAAGGCCUUAUCAAUUGGCAUCGCGGCCAUUACUAGGAGCUGAAGUCCAUGGAAUUGAUUUAACUGGGAAUGUUUCUAGCUCCGUCAUAGAGAUGAUCAAGAAAGAUGUAACUGAUCAUAGAAUAGUUAUAUUCCGUAACCAGAACCCUAUAAGUGGUCAUCGCCAAGUAGAAAUUAGCCAAUGGUUUGGGCAGUUGGAAUCAACCUUUUAUAAGCAUCCCAAAUCACCUCACCCUGAUGUCUUUCGUGUAUCUAACGUCGAAAGUGAGGGCUGCGUUGGUGUAGGUCGAACAGGAUGGCAUAUUGAUGGCAGCUUUCAAUCUGAACCCUUCUCGCAUUCUCUUUACUAUAUGCAUCACGUUCCCAAACAUGGCGAUACAGCUUUUAUACCAUUAAAUGAUGUACUAAAGAAAAUAUCCGAAGUAAAGAGACAACGAUGGGAAAGGCUAUGGAUGUGUAGCGAUAGAAGAGGUUAUCAUAGUCAUCCGCUAGUAUAUCCUCACCCUAUUACAGGUCUUAAGACUUUAUGCUUCCACCUUGGUAUGACUGAUGCAUUCAUAUGGGAUAAAGGAACACCGAAUGAGCACUUAACAACACCGGAAGAGACACAAAAGAUCUUAGCUGACAUACAUAGCGAAAUUAUAAGCAGCCAGUUAAUAUAUCGCCAUAAGUGGAGAGUUGGUGAUUUCAUAAUAUCAGAUAAUUUAGCAGUCGGACACGAGGCAACUGAAGAAACUCAGCAUGAUCCAGAACUGCGGUAUCGAAAGCUUAUCUAA